AUGUCGAACCAUUGGGGGUACGGAAAGAAGAACGGCCCAUCUCGUUGGACCAAGUAUGCACCGGCAGCAAAAGGGAAGAGGCAGUCCCCGGUUAACAUCAUAACCAAAAAGUGCUCCUAUGACCCGCGCCUCAACAACUCCAUCUUCACAUUCGACUACACAAGUUCCGACGCUGUUGCUGUCUUCAAUAAUGGACACUCUGUGCAAGUUGAACUGUCUGAAUCAGCCACUUCAUCGUUCUCGGGAGGACCGGCUGAAGAUCGAACUUACAACUUGAAGCAGUUCCACUUCCACUGGGGUAGCAAGGAUGGUGUUGGGUCGGAACAUAAAGUUAAUGGAAAGUCAUAUUCUGCUGAGUUGCACCUGGUGCACUGGAAUUCAAAGUACGAUUCAUUUGAAGAUGCUCUGCAAGAGGAGGAUGGUCUCAUGGUUCUUACAAUGUUUAUCAAUAUUGGUGAUGAGCAUGAAGAGAUAUCAAAGUUGACGAAUUUGUUUGAGAAUAUCACCUUUCCGGACGACAAAGAGAUACUUCCGGAUGGAUUCGAUUUCAACAAACUUCUACCUGAGAACACAGAUGAGUACUGGACGUAUAAAGGUUCGCUGACCACACCUCCGUGUCUCGAAGUCGUACAAUUCGUCAUCUUCAAGGAGCCUAUUGAAAUUUCUUCCGAUCAGAUUGAGGCAUUCCGUUCGCUGAAGUCCAGUCCGGCCAACAGGGAAACCGACGACCCUAGCUCCAAUGACAACAAACUCGUCGACAACUACAGACCCGUCAUGCCCCUUGGAAACCGGGUCAUCUAUGCAUCCUUCCAAUAA
Messenger RNA from Helobdella robusta, 816 nucleotides. RefSeq lists its product as hypothetical. Gene Ontology annotation, molecular function: carbonate dehydratase activity; zinc ion binding. Lineage: Eukaryota; Metazoa; Annelida; Clitellata; Rhynchobdellida; Glossiphoniidae. Gene Ontology annotation, cellular component: cytoplasm. The coding region runs from base 1 to 816 and encodes 271 amino acids. The transcript is spliced from 7 exons. The record is from RefSeq and is a predicted model, not a curated record.